AGCAGAUGUCGCUUUUCCCUAUCGGAAUACUGGGAUUGAGCCAAUAAACACACGCACGCACGCACGCACGCACGCGCGAACACACACACACACACCAGAGCAUCACAAAGCUAAUCAGAGACACCAACCUCCUCCGCGCACCCCUCCGUCUCUCCUCUUCUUUUCUCACUCACACACACAUUCAAAGACACUCGGCUGGGGCGAACUCCAAGGCUCCACUUCAAGUUGUGGAUGCUAUAUUAGCCUAUAUUUUUAUAUUCACUUUUUUUCCCAUUUAGAAUAAAAUAGUACAUUUCGAAAAUGAUGAUUUACAGAAUAAUAUAUAUUUAAACAUAAUGAUUUUCUAACUGAGACCCAUGGAGUGUGCAUUUUUUGUAGUAUAAUCCGUCGCUCAGAUGGACCUCCGAGGCGCGAAGAGACGGCUUGGGGGGAUAUGGCAGGUGACAUGCCUAGCUCUCGUCGUAUGUGUCCUGGAUUUAGUUUGGGCUCAGAUUCGUUAUUCAAUCCCUGAGGAACUGGAACAUGGCGCUUUUGUUGGAAACAUAGCCGAGGACUUGGGUUUAGACGUCGAGAGACUCUCUGCGCGCAGGUUCAGGAUAGUUUCAGGCGCAAAAAAGCAAUACUUGGAGGUGAAUUUAGAAAAUGGUAUUUUAUUUGUAAACGAAAUAAUUGAUCGAGAGGAACUAUGUGAACAGAGUCUGUCUUGCUCUUUCCAUUUGCAAGUGGUAAUCGAAAACCCAUUGGAACUGUACAGGGUUGAGGUGGAGAUUUUAGAUGUGAACGAUAACUCACCCAGUUUUCCGUGGAGUGAGUUUAAUUUGGAUAUAUCCGAGUCGGCGGUACCCGGGUCCCGCUUCCCACUAGAGAGCGCGCAGGACUUGGACGUUGGAAGCAACUCGCUCCGCUCUUAUCUGCUGAGUGUGAAUGAACAUUUUGUCCUGGACAUCCAGACGCGUAGUGAUGGCAGUAAGUUUGCGGAGUUGGUCCUGGAGAGCCCCUUGGACAGAGAGCAGCAGAAUACGCACCAGGUGGUGCUGACGGCCGUGGAUGGAGGCUCGCCAGAGAGAUCCGGGACAGCGCAAAUCAAUAUAACAGUUCUGGAUGCCAAUGACAACGCGCCCGUGUUCGACCAGUCUUUCUACAGAGUGAGGCUUGUGGAAAACGCACCGAAGGGCACCGUUGUGAUAAAACUAAACGCAUCGGAUUUGGAUGAGGGUCCUAAUGCGGAUAUCACAUACUCUUUCAGCGGGCAUGCUCCCAUAAAAGUGCGCGAGCUUUUCAGUGUGGAUUCGCGCACUGGAGAGAUCAGAGUGAAAGGUGUCGUAGAUUAUGAAAAGGCCAGGAUGCAUGAGAUAUAUGUGCAAGCCAAGGACAAGGGCCCAUCGGCAGUGGCCGUGCACUGUAAAGUUCUAGUCAAUAUCUUAGAUGUGAAUGACAACCUCCCGGAGGUGAUCUUGACAUCAGUGUCCACACCUGUCCAAGAGGACGCACCACCGGGGACUGUGAUAGCUGUCAUCAGCGUCAUGGACAAAGACUCAGGUGAAAAUGGAAAUGUUGACUGUGAAAUUCCACAUCAUGUCCCCUUCCAGCUCCACUCCUCUUUUAAGAACUAUUACACUUUGGUUACUUGUGAUUUUUUGGACAGAGAGACGGUGCCAGAGUACAACAUCACUCUCACAGCAAGAGAUAUGGGCGCACCUCCCUUGUUCACAAGGAAAACUAUUUUAGUUCAAGUGUCAGACAUGAACGACAACACACCCCGAUUCAAGCAGCCAUCAUACACCGUCUAUUUGACAGAGAAUAACGCACCAGGAGCCUCAAUUUGCUCGGUUACUGCCCUGGAUCCAGAUUCAGACCAAAAUGCCUAUCUCUCUUACUCUAUUCUGGAAGGUGAUAUACAUGGGAUGUCCGUGUCCACCUACGUCUCCAUAAACUCAGACAACGGGAAUAUUUACGCAUUGCGUUCUUUUGACCAUGAGCAGCUAAGAAACUUUCAGAUUUUAGUCCAAGCACAAGAUGCCGGGUUUCCACCCCUGAGAACCAAUGUUACCGUAAAUGUCUUUAUUUUAGACCAAAAUGACAAUGCACCAGUCAUAGUAGCACCUCUACCCCAAAACGGCACCGCGGCGACUGAAGUGGUGCCCAGGUCAGUUGAUGCUGGCUAUCUUGUGGCAAAAAUCACUGCGAUGGACGCAGACGCAGGUCAAAACUCGCGUCUGUUCUACCAGGUGCUCCAGGCAAACGACCCGAGCCUGUUUAGCGUCGCUCUGUACACGGGCGAAAUCAGGACGAUUCGCCGAUUUGUGGAAAAAGACCCCAUAAGGCAAAUGCUGGUCAUUCUGGUCAAGGACAACGGUCAGCCACCCCUUUCGGCCACAGUUUCCAUCAUCCUGUCAGUUGUUGACAACGUGCCAGAAUCGCUGCCUGAUUUCGGCGACCUCACACUGAGCCCCCAGUACCGCUCGAACCUCACGCUGUACUUAAUAGUGUCUCUGGGCGUUAUCUCGUUCACGUUUCUGGUGGCUAUUAUCGUCCUGGCAGCGAUAAAGGGAUACAGGGACAGACAUUCCAUUCGGAGGUAUAACUUCUCUCUGAGUGCAUGCUGCGGGUUCCGAUCAGAGGAAUCUACCACUGAUGUGUUCAAGAAGUCCAACUUGAACGUUCAGAUAACCACAGGCACCAAAGGAUCCACGAACUGCGUUGAGGCAAAUGGCAACGGCCCCCUUUCUCAGCCAUACUGCUACAAGAUGUGUCUGACCCCGGAAUCAUCCAAGAGCGAUUUCAUGUUCCUAAAGUCAUGCAGUCCGAUGAAUGCGACUCCACAGAAGAAUAAUGCCAAGGGCACAGACUACCACAAAUCGGGUUGGAGCGCACAGGACUCCCGCAGCCUGAUAGUGAACAACGGAGCAACUAUUCCGAACGAGCUCAAGCAAGCGAACAUGGACUGGACAUUGACGAAAAAUCGACGAAAUUCAGCACACAAAAGCUUUAGCUCCAUGGAGAGGACCUUCCCACGUAGACCCAGGCCGGACCCUGAUGGCUUCUCCUGCCCGGUGGCACCGCAGUACUAUACCUGGGGUAGUCAUAUGCGUGCAGAAUACAAGAUGUCCUCCCAGGUCGAAGGGAUUGGAGGGGUUGGAAGUGUAGGAAGGGUUCCAAACCGUUCGUGGACUCCGAGCUACACCCAGCCUCCAUCUGCACAGCCACCACCUGACUACCAGCACAACGUCUACAUCCCUGGCACACCGUCUGGGUACUGCACUCUGAAGCCUGCACCCAGGGGGGAACUGGAUGUCUACAACUCAUUCUCUACGUUUGGAAAGAAUAAGAGGUUCAUCUCUAGCUAUGAACCGAGCUUUGACCAGAGAGGGGACAACCUGAUAAACAAGGACUUUUUUAAAUGAAUAUAUUAGAAGACACUGUGCAUACAAUUUAAUACACACUUCCGUGGAUGUUCAUUAACUAUUAAUAUAAUCAACCCAUAUAGUAUAAACCUCUGUGCACAAGGAAAAUUAAAAUAGUUUAGUAUAUUUGAAUCGAUGCUUCAAACACAUAACUUAAUACUUUACAGCAUAUUAUUUUCUCUCAAUACAGCAGUGUCAUAAUUCUCUCUUUUCAUUUGUAUCAUGUACAGUCCUAGUUGAUAAUGAUGAUGAGAUUGUGCAGAUAUAAGGGAAAUUAUAGUCACUUGUGGGGAUAAUGAGGAAAAUGAUCUGAGGAUAUCUGUUCCCAGAAGUUAUGGCAAAUUCUCCAAAUGCCUUGAGGGUUGCGUUGUGAAGAUUGUGCAUGGCAUUCUGUUAGGCAGUAAUUUACAAGCAUGUAUAUCAUAUUGUUGUACUUUAUACCUUCAUGUUUGACCCGUUUGGCUUCUUAAACAUGUUUAUAUGUAUAAAAUCGGAUUUUACUGCUGAUUUAUUUUAAUCAAUGUGGGUUAGGACGGGUGGACUGGAGGACACACAGAGCCUUACGUUUGGCUACGGGACAUACAAUGGAGUUGUGGACAUAUAAAUACAAUCUAGAUUAAAUAAUGUAGAAUAUAUUUCUGUGGUUGGAGCCAUGCCCGUGGAAGGUGGUGCUGAAUUGACGUAGACAAUCGCUGUGACGUUGACGUCACAUUAUGAUUAUUGCGUCAAAAGUUGAAUUCUUAUCUAUCUGUUGCUCUGAGAUUUAGAGCCAUAUCGCUAUCGCUCUGUUGUUGCUUUUGCAGUGCGACUUCUACAGUCAGAUCGAGGCCAUCUCAAGUUCUGUUUUUGAGGUGCUGCUGAUUAUGACAACUUGCAGGGGAGUUGUAUCACAGGUAUGUAUAGCAUAAUUAAAAUACUGUCUUGCACGUUUUACAGACCAUUUAGUGGGGCCCGUAUAUGAGCCUAGCUCCGUCAACAUGAAAUCAAAGAAGCAGAUUAAGAGAAAUGGCAAUAUGUGAGGAAGACUAUUAUUUUUAUAUUUAUAUUUUUGGCGUUUCGAAUCCACACGUAGAUCAAGUGUGCUUUGAUAUUGGACAUUGUGCCGCUGUUCCCUAAGAAUAUACUUCACCAUCACACAGUCAGGGGAUGUGGCUUGACAUCGACACUAGCUAGGUUGACAUCCAAAAAGCGGCAGAUUUUCAUGCGAAUAUUCUAUAGUUCGCAUAAAGAAAAUAUACGCUUUUUUCAACCAGUGGUGUUUCCAGCAAAUGUAUUUGUUGCAGAAAAAAAUGUGUGCAUGAUGAUGUAGUCUCCACAAAAUGUACGUUUUCAUUGAAAUUGUGAUGUAGGCCUACAGUAUAAAAAUCUAAA
Molecule: messenger RNA, 4775 nt
Organism: Oncorhynchus tshawytscha (Chinook salmon)
Lineage: Eukaryota; Metazoa; Chordata; Actinopteri; Salmoniformes; Salmonidae
Product: protocadherin-10
Exons: 4
Coding region: 396-3404 (1002 amino acids)
Biological process (GO): homophilic cell-cell adhesion
Cellular component (GO): plasma membrane
Molecular function (GO): calcium ion binding
Source: RefSeq, a predicted model, not a curated record